Messenger RNA from Lachancea lanzarotensis, 882 nucleotides. It is a transcript of the gene MRPL40, whose product is annotated as LALA0S01e04456g1_1. The transcript has a single exon. Bases 1 to 882 code for a protein of 293 amino acids. Gene Ontology annotation, biological process: translation. The record is from RefSeq and is a predicted model, not a curated record. Gene Ontology annotation, molecular function: structural constituent of ribosome. Gene Ontology annotation, cellular component: ribosome; mitochondrion. NCBI's taxonomy places the organism in Eukaryota, Fungi, Ascomycota, Saccharomycetes, Saccharomycetales, Saccharomycetaceae.
AUGUCCGGUUAUCAACAUCUCUCUAAGGCCGGAAGCCGCUUCCUAAAGCAGGUCGAGAACAGACCAAAGCAUUUGGUGGACCAUUUCAAGAAGUUUGAGGAAAAAUCCAUGCCGUCGUUUUUGGUACCCUCUAUUCCACGCGUUGAAGAUGAAGAGCGGUUUAAAAGCGUCAGAGAGUGGAAAUAUAUGCCUGGGGACCGUGUAGUGGUGACCAAAGGCAAAUGGAAGGGCCAGGUGUGUUUGAUCCACCAACAUGACAAGGAAACAAACGGGUUUGUCCUGGACGAAAAUGGACCCACCAAAACGGUUCCGGUGCCCAAACAGUUUUGGUCAGAAGGUCAAAAUUCGCACAUGGUCACUUUCCCAAUGGCUGUUUCCCAAAAUGACGUAAAGCUCGUUGCAGAUAUCGACGAUCAGAAAGCCCCAGGCGAGACCAAGACCGUUGCAGUACGUGAUAUUGUUUUCCGGGGAUCGUAUUACGACGAAGCAUACAAAAAAUUGAUGCCCUUUAGAUGCGUCUCAGGGCAAGAAGACUUGGUGAUACCGUGGCCCCAGCCUGAGAAAAAGCCCGAUGGAACACUAGCUACAUCUCCUGAGGUUGCAAGAGAACAAACUUUCUGGGUCUCCAGUAUAGCACAAAGUCCCAUUCCGCAAGGCGCACUGCUCACAAUCCGUAACCCGAAAUCCAAAUUCAGAAGAGGUGUGCUCACAGCAAGAGACAUUGGCAAGCUCGUGGCUCCGAAGAUGCCUUUGACCAAGACGAAAAAAUCAUAUAUUGCAGAGAAACAACAACUGGCUGCUCGUCCAAAGCGGAAGCUGUCCGAUGACGAAAGGGAGCUCAUAGGCUCAAAGGUCUUCGAAUAUUACAGCCAGAACGCUUAA